AUGGGCACGCCCCGCGCGGGGUCGCCGGCGUCCCCGGUCACCGGCGACCGCUACCUCGACCUGCUCGUCCGCUUCGUGGCGCGCAACGCGGGCGCGCUGCUCGACGGCACCGUCACCCUCCGCCUCCACCCCGUCGGGCUCCACUACGUCACCUCCCGCCUCGAAGCGCUUCGGGAGCUCGAGGCCGUGGGCGCCGGCGCGCCCGUCGACUACCUCCGCGCCUACGUCGCGGACCUCGGCGACCACCGCGCGCUCGAGCAGCUCCGGCGGAUCCUGCGCCUCCUCUCCUCGCUCAAGGUCGUCGCCCCGGGGCCCGGGCGCGACCCCGCGCCACUCUCACUACUGCCCUUCGCGCGCCUGCGCGUGCUCGAGCUGCGGGGCUGCGACCUCUCCACCUCGGCCGCCAGGGGCCUUCUCGACCUCCGACACACCCUCGAGAAGUUCGUCUGUUUCAAUUCUACGGAUGCUCUUAGGCAUGUCUUCGCAAGUAGAAUCAUGGAUAUCAAGGACUCACCUGUGUGGAGCAAACUUUCAUAUGUCUCAUGUGCAUCUAAUGGUGUAGUACUCAUGGACGAAUCGUUGCAAUUGUUACCUGCAAUUGAAACCUUGGAUCUUAGUUGCAACAAGUUUGCAAAGGUGGACAAUCUGCAGAAAUGUACAAAGUUGCGAAAUCUGGAUCUUGGAUUUAAUCAUUUGCGUUCCAUUUCAUCCUUGAGUGAGGUUUCCAGUCGAAUUGUAAAACUUGUUCUGAGAAAUAACGCUUUAACUACAGUAAAUGGGAUUGAAAAUCUCAAGUCACUCAUGGGGCUUGAUCUCUCCUACAAUAUCAUCUCAAAUUUCUCAGAAUUGGAAAUGCUUGGCACUCUAUCUCUGUUGCAAAACCUCUGGUUGGAAGGCAACCCAAUCUGCUGUGCCCGGUGGUAUCGAGCACACGUGUUCAGUUUUUUUCGUAAUCCAGAGAAUUUGAAGCUAGAUGAUAAAGGCAUGAACACACAAGAAUACUGGGAAAAGCAAGUGCUGUUUGCAUGCAGACAAAAUCAACCUGCUGGUUAUGGAUUUUAUUUUCCUGCAAUUGAUGAUCAUGAAAAUGAAGAUGAAGACAUGUUAAAUUUGAAGAUGAGAAGAAUUUCCCGACUUGUGAGCAUAGUGGAGGAAGAGAGAAAUCUCUGUGAUGAAGGUGUAGAGCAGCAGUCAACCCACGGUGAUAGUGACAGUUCUAAGAAGGAUGAAACUGCAGCUGUUGAUCAUGACAUAAGAAUUGCUUCCUUGAUAAACACCGCUGAAUUGCUGAAGAAAGAAAAGUCAAGUAAUUGGCUUCGUGAAUUUAAGGAGUGGAUGGAUGACAAUACAGAGAAAACAGAAGGCGACAACCUAUCUGUUGACUUAACUAAUGGCAAUGGGAAGUAUGUCAGACAAAAGAAAAAGCAGAAAGCACACAAGGAGACUUCAAAUAACAUGUCGGAUUUGGUACAAGUAUCAGAAGGUGGCAGUAGCUCAAACCUUUUGGAAUCAGAUUCAUCUUUCACGGAUAAUGCAUUUUCUGGUUCGAAUGGAGUCAUCAAACAAUCGUCAAAUGAACUUAAUUUUGACCAAGGUCAUCUAAGGAUGCACUUGAAUUCUUUUCAACGACCUCCUCCCCUAGAGUUAGUAGCCACUUCACAAACCGACCCCUUUUCUGAGUUGGAAAAUGGCUCUACAAAUAUGCUGGCAAAUGGGACACCAUCCAAUACAAUGAGCAAGUUAAUAGAAUCAAGUCCACCCCAUACAUAUCCAAGUCCACAGUCACCUCCACAAUACAAGGAGGACAUUCUACAUCGCAGACUUUUUCUGGAGGAAGAAUUUUUGCAGAUUUCAGGACAUCUUCAUUCUGUUGGUUCACUUGGUAGUGGUAGCAGCUGCAGCGAUGGUUCUUCGAGUGAUUUUGGUUCAUGCAAUUCAGAAGAUGAUUGUGAAGAAAUUCAGACAAAGAUGGAGUUGUCUCGUAAUGGCCAGAUGGUUUUAUUUCCUUUUGUAAAUGGUGAUGAUCAUGAGGCAAAGAAUAACUUAGAGCAUUUUUCAGGGGAGAAUACUUUGUCUGACCAUUCAGAAGAAGGUGAGCCGAGUUGUUCAGAUCACAGAGAGUUUGAUAUUGAGGAGUUCCAUGACAGUAACCAGAGAAAUGGUCAUCUAGGUCAUUAUUUAGGCCAUUUAAUUGGACAAAAAGGCAAGGAGAAGUUUAAGUGGAGGGUAUUUCCUUUCAAGAAUCAUAAUGGUACCAAACUAGAAAUUCCAAAAAUGAAUGGCGAUCAGGUGGCUGAGCAUGUUUUAGUUGAAGGAAAUGGCCAGUUGACAUGCAAACCAAGCAAAAGUACUCACAAGGAAGACUCUAAAAGUCAUUCUUCUAAUAUCCUGCAUAAGAACAAUUCAUCUAUUAGCACAAAUAUAAUUCCUCAUGACACAGGCGAACACAAGACUCUUGAGGAUUUCUUCAACUUGGAAAUAGCAAACAAGGAUGGGUCUGAAACAUGUGAACAAGUAGCUUGUUGUGCAUACAUGUUUCAGGAUUCAAGUGGUUUAGUUCAAAGAGAGGUAGCCUUGCUACGAAGUUCUCAAAACAAAUUGUAUGUGCUACUACUUGAUAUGGUUUUUGAUGGACAAGAAACCAUGCCAAGAGUUUUGGGCAGCUAUAGUCUGGAAAGUCUAGAAAAAGUUUUGAUUGGGCUGGGACUACAGGCACUGAGAGUACACAUGUCAGAUGAUACAACUUAUCUAUUCUUCACAAGGACUUCCAAGGAAGCACAAGAUGUACUUUGGCUCUUGAGUGUAACCAACUUCCCCAAAUUAAACCACAAGAUACAAUUUCAAAGUUGGGAGAACAUCCAAGUUAAAUCGUUCGAGAAAUGUAUUAUACGCAGAACUGCAAAUAUGGGAAUAUUUCUCUACUCUAUGUUGAUGUUCUGGAGGAAUGACGCUGAAGAAGACUCCCUUUGUAUUAGAUCCAUCUUUGUCAUUGAAGGCUCCGUAUUGGUGUGCAUUGAGGACCUAGAUCAGUUUGGUGGUAUCCCUUAUGAUUCAAAUCCCCCAUACUUUUCUCUUGAUGCAUCUUGUUCUAUUAGCAAUAUCCGAGAAGUGGUCAUGGAUCAGCGCAACGACAAAUGUUUGACAUUGAUUUUGGAUAGUCGUAGGCAAGGAGAGUUUCACGAUAGCAUCCAAAAUCCUCAAAACAAGCAGUCUGAUGAAAUCGGCACAGUACAUACAUGGAAACUUAAGUGGUUCUCUGAAGAAGCAUCUCUGAAGUUUAUUUCUGUACUUAAGGCUCUAUACUCGACAGCAGCAGCUUCGUCUUUACCUGUAAAGUGUAUAUCCUGA
Messenger RNA from Miscanthus lutarioriparius, 3348 nucleotides. NCBI's taxonomy places the organism in Eukaryota, Viridiplantae, Streptophyta, Magnoliopsida, Poales, Poaceae. The record is from the annotation of a GenBank genome assembly.